This is a messenger RNA of Anthostomella pinea, 1035 nucleotides long. NCBI's taxonomy places the organism in Eukaryota, Fungi, Ascomycota, Sordariomycetes, Xylariales, Xylariaceae. The record is from the annotation of a GenBank genome assembly.
AUGUCCAGAAGGCCGCCACCAUCCAGCAGCUCCGUUCUGCCUCAACAGAACCAGAACCGCCAGAACGAGUAUUUCGUACCAAGAGACGGCAUCGAUCGCGAAGUAAUUACCGCCGACAUUUGCCGUUAUCUUGGUAACGAUGCUCUAGUACGGCCUGGCAACUACGAGAACCCGCAAACUGGACAAAUAAUACAAGGCUACUACAUCAAUGCCUACCGCAAUCUAACAACAGCAAUGAUCGAAGACUUGAAAGCCGAUUCUGCGCGAUGGGAACAAGAAAGGCGGCAUCAAUCGGCGAGUCGUAAUAACACCGCCGGAGGUACUAUUGCCUCGAGAGACUCGAACGUCGUGUUUAUCAAAUCCUCUAACUCCCCUGCAGUCCAGUACCGCAACUCGGAUACACAUCAGUCGCGCCAGUACUAUGGACCAACAGAGAUCACAUCCGCGGAUACAAGCAGGGAUCCUUAUGGUGAUUCUACGCCGAGAUACCCAGGCACUGGUACCCAAGGUUAUACAGGAGCCGCUGGCUUUUCUGGUGCCCAACAAUAUGCAAAUCAGAGUGGGUAUGUUGCCCAGGCAGGGUACACCACCCAGCCAUCGCAGUUCGCAGCGCAAGCUGCAAAUGUGUCUUCUUUUGCACCGGGACAUCCCAUGACAGGAUCAGGAUUUGGCCAGGCCGGCCAGGAGCCCCCUUACCAGGUUGUUGGUGCUCAUUCCGCUGUACGGGCGGCGGACCCGUAUAGCAAUGACUCGUAUGCCUCGAGGGACUCGAGGGACCCAAGGGGAGACCCGAGAGAUCACAGAGAUCCCAGAGUGCCCGUGACUACCAUGUCAUCCAGUAGGACUACUUAUACCACUGCAGGUCCUUCGGCGGGGACGCAGGGUUAUCCAGCCUCGGGAUCCAGCAGCUACUACCCCCAGAGCUCUUCGACGUCCAACCCUCAAUUCGGAGCUGGCGCCCAGCCCAUGGAUGCGUUCUACGGACGUGGUGCGUACACUAAAAGUCCUCUUCUUCCGUCUAACGGCUUUUUCUGA